This is a messenger RNA of Caenorhabditis briggsae, 594 nucleotides long. The transcript has 5 exons. NCBI's taxonomy places the organism in Eukaryota, Metazoa, Nematoda, Chromadorea, Rhabditida, Rhabditidae. Bases 1 to 594 code for a protein of 197 amino acids. The record is from RefSeq and is a predicted model, not a curated record.
AUGAAAAAGACUACUUGGAAUUUCAAACAGAACCAAAGAGAAUUAUACCGAAAACUUUUUGGUUCGACGAAUCGGAAAUCUCUCAAUUCCUCUGAACAUUCCUAUAUUCCUAGAGUUUUUGAAAAGAUCGACGUUUCGGGAAUGUGCAAGGCUGAACAUUUCGAGGAACCUGACAGAAAAAAACUCAAAAAGAAUCAUUCUGAUUUUGUUCUGAGCAGGCAACUGGGAAUGAUUAACGACUCAUUUGAACUGACAGUAGUUCCCAAAUCCAACACAUCUAUUUACAUUGACCUAUAUUCGUUUUAUAAAGAAAAAGACAGUGAAAAGCGAUGGGUCGGAGGGAUGGGUGACAGUGGUGAAAAGUUCAAGUUUCCGUACCUUCCAUACGAUCCUUGGUGUUCUGCUGACCUACACGGACACCUAUUCUGGGUCGCGUGUACUCCCGCAAAAAUGGUUGAAGCUGAAUAUGGAAAGUUGUGGUAUGAAGAUCGUCCGACUUCAGAGUAUCUUUGGAAUACGCAAGCGAGACCAAAUGGUAGAUGGAGUGAGAGGCAGAUGAAAGAAGUUUAUAAAGUCUAUGUCUAUGACCCCUGA